Molecule: messenger RNA, 2260 nt
Organism: Electrophorus electricus (electric eel)
Lineage: Eukaryota; Metazoa; Chordata; Actinopteri; Gymnotiformes; Gymnotidae
Gene: slc60a2b
Product: solute carrier family 60 member 2b
Molecular function (GO): D-glucose transmembrane transporter activity
Source: RefSeq, a predicted model, not a curated record
GGAGCCGGGCUGCGCGAGCACGAUGACGUCCGCCUCCGCCGCCCCCGGUGAGCCCGAGGCGAAGAAGAAGCACGUUCGCUUCGCCAGGAUGGAGGAGCGCGAGGACGAGAACACGCUGUUCGACACGCGGAGAGACGUCAGCGGGGGACUGAAGAGCGCGCUGAAAGGGGCCGCUCGGCCGCGCGCGGGGCUCGAGGAGGCGGAGAUCCAGCGACCUGGACGGAGCGGCGCCGGAGCGUGCAGCCGGUGGCUCGUGACCCUGACCCUGUGCGCGUCGUUCCUCGGGCUGGGCAUGUGUAUAUCUGUGCUUGGCCCCACGCUUGGAGAUCUGGCUGCCAACGUCAACAAGAACAUUGCCAACAUCUCCUACAUCUUCGCUGGUCGAGCGACGGGUUACAUCGCGGGUUCUCUGUUAGGAGGGAUUCUUUUUGACUUUAUCAACCCUCACUUUCUGUUGGGCUUGGCGAUGCUCGGGACUGCAGCAGGCAUGUUUGCAACUCCAUUUUGUAAGAAGGCUCUGCUGUUGACCAUCCUUGUCUCCAGUGUGGGCGUAUCCAUGGGAAUCCUGGACACAGGUGGGAAUGUGCUGAUCCUGGACACCUGGUGUGAGCGCGCUGGACCGCACAUGCAGGCCCUACACUUCAGCUUUGCGCUGGGGGCCUUCGCCUCCCCCAUCAUCGCCAAGCUUUUGUUCGGGUCCGAGUCCGCGCUGGAGCUGCCUGCGUCCCUGUCUAGCCCAGCGCUGGCGCACGAGAAUGCCACGGAGGCCCCGGGAGCCGUCUCCACAAUCCCGUCCUUCCUCCACAGUAAGGGUGGUGUCCUCGUGUCCAUGUGGGCCUACAUGGUCAUCGGUGGCUUCGUCCUCCUCGUGUCUUUCGUCUUCUUCGUCCUGUACACGCGAAGCUCCGCCCCAGCGAAGCAGGCGGUGGCGGGCGGGAGGCAGCUCUUCUCCAGACACCACGGGCUGCUCGUCACCCUGCUGUCCAUCUUCUUCUUUUGGUACGUGGGGGCGGAGGUGGCGUUCGGCUCAUUCAUCUUUACCUAUGCUGAGGAGUACGUGGGCCUGGGCCAGGCGCAGGCCGCCGGCCUCAACUCGCUCUUCUGGGGCUCGUUCGCCGUGUGCAGGGGGCUGGCCGUCUUCUUCGCGGCCUGCGCGUACCCUGGCACGUUGAUCCUGGCCAGCCUGCUGGGCUCCACCCUCUCCUCGCUACUGCUGGUGCUGUUCCGCACCAGCAGGGCGGCGCUGUGGUGCUGCACGGCACUGUACGGAGCCUCCAUGGCUGCCACCUUCCCCAGCGGGAUCUCGUGGCUGGAGCAGUACACGGCUGUGACGGGGAGGUCUGCGGCGGCGUUUGUGGUGGGCGCGGCGCUUGGGGAGAUGCUCCUGCCUGCCAUGCUGGGCCUCCUGAUAGGCCGAGCGCCUGACCAGCCCGUGCUCAUGUACCUGGCCCUCGCAACCUCCACCAUCACCUCUGUCCUCUUCCCCGUCAUGUACAAACUGGCAGCGCCAAGCGGGGGCUCUGCAGGUCGGAGGUCACGAGCCAGAGGAGGGAAGGAGGCGGACGACAGCGAGUAUCGACAGGCGCUGCUCGACGAGGAGGAGGCGGAAGCGGAGGAUGGAGGAGAAUCCGAAGCCGACCGCUGGAACGAUGCAGACUUCGAGGUGAUCGAGAUGGACGACGCUAGCCUUGUGAGCUCGCCCAAUAAAGUGAGCUCAUCUCCACCCAAGGCUCCGCCCCCCUCCGGCCCUGCCCCCGAGGGCAGCGGGAGCGGUGCUGCGGCCAGCGCCAUGUCCCUGCCGGGAGAGUCGCCGCAACGUAAACUGCUGCUCACACUCGACCGAGAGAAGAAUGACUAAGAAGGAGGGGAGACAUUUCCUUGUCUGUACGCCUGAACUAUAUGCCAUCGUAAAGGUGCAACGCUGCCCCCUGCCCUCCCUCCAUAGUGCUGCAGCGCUGCCAAGACUGUGAUCUGGUGUGUUACUGUCUUAGCACAACACUCUUACGGGGAACAGCGGUAACUCCAUGAACGUGGUUUAAGUGCUACGUCAGCCGCUCUCAGGAGCGCCUGCCGUUGGAGGCUGUGAGAGGUGGGGAUGGUGGUGGUGGUGUGGGCGAAGUACAGGAGGGAACUGCAGUCUUGGGGGUUACAUAAAUUUUUUUUAUCAUGUAAACCAUUUUUUUUUAGCUAAAACAAAGGAACACUACAUACAAAAUACUUUCAUGUCCAAUAAAUACACGUCUGUGUGUGUCUAUGUGUA